AUGACCCUAUAUGAUGUCUUAAUCUUCCAAAGUCCUCAUACACUAUAAACAACACCUUUCUUUCCGUCCUCCAUCUCUCUCUAGAACCCCAGAGAACCCAUAAGGCAAAAACACUCUUCUUAGCAGAGAAGAAACCAAGAGGCCAAACAAACCCACAGCCCCAUUUGCAUACAUUGUUCUUUUUCACAGAACUUUUGGAGGUUGCAUAUGGAAAUUGGAGUGAAGAAGACAGUUUUUUCACCUAAGGCUAUCAUACACCAAAAGUUUGGUAACAAGGCAUGCUAUAAGGUUGAGGAGGUAAAGGAGGAGUCAGCUCAGAAUGGAUGCCCAGGAUUGGCAAUUCCUCAGAAAGGCCCCUUUCUAUUUCGGUGCCGGUUAGAACUUCCAGAAUUUACUGUUGUUUCUGAUAUCUGCAGAAAGAAGAAGGAUGCCGAGCAGUCUGCUGCUGAUUUGGCUUUAAAAAAGCUAGGCAACAAUCCCGCAGAUGAAAACCCAUCUGAAAAGGAUCCUUGUGAUGCUUUGAUUGAUCGAAUCAAAUAUCUAUUUACAGACGAGUUCCUUUCAUCUCUUCAUCCGCUGAGUGGUCACCUUAGAGCAGCUUUGCAGAGAAAAGGUGGUCUUUAUGGUCUGAUACCUGCUUCUGUCAUUGCUGCCUGUGAUACAAAGACAAGUAAUCUGUGUAAAUUACUCAACACUGAGGUGGAAUCUAAACCCUUUUUGGCUUUGUCAUCAAUUAUGAGGGCUAUACCAAGAUUAUCAGGGUCUGUUGUAACAUCCAAGGGGCAGCUUUCAAUUCAGAAGCAAAAUCCAUAUCCCACUGAGAUCAUAGAGUCAUCAGAUAUCCAGCAAUCUGGUUCCCCAGAAAACAUAUUAGUUAAAGCAAUACAGAUCCCAGCUUCAUUGGAUGAGACUAUUCAGCCCGUGACUCUUGAUAUUUCUUCUUCUGGAUAUUACCUGGAUGUUAUUGCACAAAAACUUGGUGUAACAGAUGCAAGCAAAGUUUUGCUCUCAAGGAUUAUUGGUAAAGCUUCUUCUGAGACAAGAUUGUAUUUUGCUGCUUCUGAGUCACUUGUGAUGGAACUAUUGUCAGACCAUGCAAAUCUGAAAGAUUUUCACGUAGAAGGACUUUUGAAUGCAAGGGCAAACUACUUCUGUGGUCAAGAAAUAUAUGGUGAUGCAAUUAUGGCAUCAGUUGGAUACACAUGGAGGUCUAAAGAACUUUUCCACGAAGAUGUGUCCCUCCAAUCAUAUUACAGGAUGCUUAUAAGCAAGAUACCUAGUGGAAAUUACAAGUUGUCUCGAGAAGCAAUAUUUGCUGCAGAGUUGCCCUCCGUAUUCACUACAAAAACAAAUUGGAGGGGUUCCUUCCCAAGGGAAAUCCUAUGCACAUUCUGCCGUCAGCACCAGCUAUCUGAACCUAUCUUCUCCACUACAAGUAUUCCUUUAAAGGCAUCAUGCAAGUUACCAAGAUCACAGAAGAAGUUGAAGGUUACCGAGGCAGCUGAACUAGCAACUGAAUACACUAAUGGAGGAAGUUUAAAUGCUGAUGAUGGAGAAACAGUAGGACUGGAAAGCAGCUUUAGGUGCAAAGUAAAAGUAUUUUCCAAGGGUCAGGAUUUGAUCAUAGAGUGUUCCCCUAAGGAGAUUUAUAAGAAGCAAACUGAUGCUAUCCAGAGUGCUUCUCUGAAAGUUCUCUCAUGGUUAAAUGCAUAUUUCAAGGACCUUGGCAUGCCUUUGGAGAAGCUAAAGUGCUCUGCUGAUGCCCUCGACAUUAGCUUAUCUUCUGAAAACUUUCUUAAAGAGUUUGCUUUAUGCCAAUCUCUUCAUAAUGUUCAGCAAAGUCGGUGUCAAGGAUCCAAAUUACCUGAAUCAAAAAGUACUAAUAUGGAAUAUACUUUGUCAGGACAAGAUGUUUGCUUACCAAACAUUGAAGGCUCAUAUUCCGGUGUCUGCCCCUCCAAUGGAUCUUUGUUGUGUAUAAGUUACACUGUGUCCUUGGUGACAGAAGGUGGGCAUACAAAAGAGCUUAUUGAAAGUAAAGAUGAAUUUGAGUUUGAGAUAGGGAAUGGAACAGUGGUUUCCACUCUUGAAGGAGUUGUGACACAAAUGUCAGUUGGCCAGUGUGCUCAUUUCAACAUGAAUUUGCCCCCUCAAGAGUUCAUUUUAGCCGCAGUUGAUGAUCCUGCAAGGAUUCUUUCAUUGUUAUCCUCAGAAGUUUGCUUCUUAGAAUACCAUGUAACCUUGUUGCGAGUGACAGAACCACCAGAAGAAAGAAUGGAGCAGGCUCUUUUCAGCCCUCCGCUCUCAAAGCAACGGGUGGAAUAUGCUGUGCAGCAUAUCAAAAAAUCCAGUGCUACAACUUUGGUUGAUUUCGGAUGUGGCUCUGGAAGUUUAUUGGAUUCUUUGUUAGAUUACCCAACUUCACUAGAAAAGAUUGUUGGUGCUGACUUAUCAAAGAAGAGUCUUAGCCGUGCUGCAAAGAUACUGCAUACCAAACUGAGUGCAAAGUCAGAUACAGGCAUCAAAUCUGCUAUUCUUUAUGAUGGUUCCAUCACAGAGUUUGAUUCUCGAUUGUGUGGAUUUGAUAUUGGCACUUGCUUAGAGGUAAUUGAGCAUAUGGAGGAGGAACAGGCCUGUCUUUUUGGUGACAUUGCAUUGAGUUAUUUUCGACCAAAGGUUCUUAUAGUUUCCACCCCAAAUUACGAAUACAACGUGAUUCUACAAGGAUCCAGUCCCACAACUCAAGAAGAAGAUCCAGACGAGAAAAGCCAGUCACAGUCAUGUAAAUUUCGCAACCAUGACCACAAGUUUGAGUGGACAAGAGAGCAGUUCAACCAUUGGGCAUCAGAUCUAGCCAAGAGGCACCAUUACAGUGUCGAGUUCAGUGGGGUUGGUGGUUCUGGUGAUGUGGAACCAGGCUUUGCAUCGCAAAUUGCUGUCUUUAAACAGGAGAGCCUACUUGAUGAAGAUGAUCUUCCAACACAAGAAAAUUCCUCUGAGCAUUGCAAAGUUAUAUGGGAGUGGAACGGCGAUGAUAGAUCUGCACCCUCUUCAACAAGAAACUAAUUUUUAGCGUUUCUAAACCACACCCUGACAAAGAUAAUAGUUAAUUAGUACAGCCCUGUACUGAUAUAUUACAUUAUUUCUAGGAAGGAGAAAGUAUCUAACAGAAUUAGGCAAGUGCAGGCUCAGAAAGGAUGCAUUUUUUCUUGCUGCUGGGCCAAAUAUUCUGGCAGGGAAAUGAAGGGAUUGCAUGUUCUUAUUCAUUCAAAGACCCCAUGCCAUUUAUGAAUACUGAGAGAAUUUCUGCCUAAUUAAUACAAGUCUAUUUUGAUCA
Messenger RNA from Populus trichocarpa (black cottonwood), 3337 nucleotides. Its product is annotated as small RNA 2'-O-methyltransferase. NCBI's taxonomy places the organism in Eukaryota, Viridiplantae, Streptophyta, Magnoliopsida, Malpighiales, Salicaceae. The record is from RefSeq and is a predicted model, not a curated record. The transcript has 10 exons. Gene Ontology annotation, biological process: siRNA processing; piRNA processing; RNA methylation. The coding region runs from base 208 to 3066 and encodes 952 amino acids. Gene Ontology annotation, molecular function: peptidyl-prolyl cis-trans isomerase activity; O-methyltransferase activity; RNA methyltransferase activity. Gene Ontology annotation, cellular component: cytoplasm; nucleus.